This is a messenger RNA of Aplysia californica (California sea hare), 2394 nucleotides long. RefSeq lists its product as uncharacterized. Lineage: Eukaryota; Metazoa; Mollusca; Gastropoda; Aplysiida; Aplysiidae. The record is from RefSeq and is a predicted model, not a curated record. Gene Ontology annotation, molecular function: transmembrane transporter activity. Gene Ontology annotation, biological process: transmembrane transport.
CGGUGGUCUCCUGGGCAUGGCAAUCAGCGCUCCAGAGAUCAAUGUAAGCCACAGGAACCCCCUGAGUAACCUGACCCAGUCUGGCGUGGGUCCGGCCACUAACCAAAGCAGCAACGGCACGGCCGCUGGCCUCUUCCCUGCCUCAGACAGCAAGCUGCACUGUGAUAUAGAUCUGGAGGAGAGGAGGUGUCGACCUUUCCGCAAAAACUCCAGCAAGGUCAUUUCCCACGAUCCUCCGCAGUACGAGGUUGGCAGCGUAGCCGGACACGCUCACGGUGUCAUGUUGCCAAGAUACAAGAAGGAGCCCGUGGAAAAUACUGAGACGGUUGGCAACUUGGGGCUCUACAUCGUCUUCUUCCUGAUCGUCAUCUCAUCUCAAGCGACCGUUGCCGUGCCGUUCAAUGCGCUUGUGGCUGACAAGUCCCACCCAUCGCAGAGAGGAUUCAACUCUGGGAUGAUGGGCGCAAUGAUCUUGCUUGGCAACGUAUCGGGUGCUGCGGCUGGCAUUGGCUUCACUCGGAUCGGAGUUCUCAGCAUGUAUGCCAUCAUCAUUGGUGUGCUGGUUGUGUGCGUGCUCAUCACCACGUUCAGCAUCACUGAGGCGCAGGCCAAGCCCGACAGGAAGGCGGAGCCAGUCACUUGCAAAUCUGUGUUCCUUGGAUUUUGGACUCCUCUAAAAGAGCACGACUUCCGAUGGGUGUUCAUCACCAGAUUCCUCAUGCAGCAAGGAGUGGCCACUAUAACAGGGUUCCUGGAGUACUGGCUCAACGACAUGAUUCCUCUGCCCAACUGCAUGGCGGCCACGACCGCUGUGGCCAUGUUGCUGCUGCCCCUGCUGUUUGCCGCGGCUGUCAGCUCCAUCAUAUUUGGCGUUGUCUCCGACAAGACAGGGUAUCGCAAGAUCAUAGUCACUAUAGCAUCCUUCAUGAUGGGCGUAGGAUCUUUCAUUAACGCAUUCCUGUCGGGAGACUAUGCCUACUACAUUGCUGGUGUUGUCUCAUUUAUCAUAGGUUUGGGUUUCGGAGCCUACCAGUCGGUGGACUUUGCCCUGGUGAUGGACGUGCUGGCCGAGGACGCGGACAAGGCCAAGGACAUCGCUGUCUGGCAUCAGGCCCUGGUCCUGCCGCAGGCUCUGGCCACGCCCGUCGGGGGCGUCGUCCUUGACCUAUUCGAGAAGGUCAACUGCCACAUAGGGCUCGGCUACAUCAUCCUGUUCAUCCUCACCUCCUUCUACGCUUUCUUGAGCGGAGCGCUGGUCUUCAAGAUCCGCCGAGCUCGCUGAGGACAAGAGAAGAAGAAUGAUGAUGAUCUCGUGGAUGGCUCUGAUGGAUGUGGGCCCGAAACUUUUGAGAAAACUUGCCAUAGCUUGUUCCAGUGAUACAGUUCCGCUCUUGCCUGAUUGAGAAAAAGUGACGCUGAAAAUGAUGAAAGUCAGUGUUUUUCUAGUAUUUAAAUACAAUUUAGCGUCAAAAGUAGGUUGGGUUUUUUUUAAAAAGAGACUUUCAGAUUUUUAUUAUUGAAACAGCAUUUGAUGACCAAAGGCAGCAUUACAAGUGUUUAAAGCUCUCUUGUUUUGGUUAGGUAAUCACAAGGAUAAUUUUCAAAUUUAUUCACUUUAAUGUUCAGCACAAACGAAUGUUUAUGGUACUUUUUAUAACUCAAUUUCAGUACCAAUUGAAGCUUUUUCCCUUUUAGAAAAUGAGCACCGGGAAAACCAUGAAAGCACUUGUAAUGUCUUUUGACCAAACACAAACUAAAGUCAGCUCAUAUUUUGUGUUUCAAUUUUUUUAGUCAUCUCCAGUCACUUUUUUUACAUAACAGGCAUGGGCUAUUUAAUUGUUAUGCAGUGUCAUCCUUUGUGAUUGCUGUAAAGUCCGUCGGGCCUGGUAUCUAGCUGAGGAGCAAGGAGAUAAACAAAGGCCAACCGUUAUGUCCUUCAAGCCCCUCUCAUUUUUUCCGAAUUACUUCACUGAUGAGGUACACUAUAUCAGUAGAUGUCUUGUUUAUGAACGUAUUAUCCAGCUAAGGUGAAUGAAUCCUUCAGCAUAUUUUGGCAAAUCAUACUUAAUUAAGUAAUUUAAAAAAUUAACACUUUGUCAUGGUUUUAGAUCCUGCAUUUAAAAUACAUUUGUUUUAAGUUAUAUUCUCACUUGCAGAUCUUGGAAUUUUAUCAUACUAAUGUCAUGAGUAUGUCAUGAUUGUACAUCCCACUAAGAGAAAUGUUUCUUUGUAAAUGUUGUCCUCACGUGACCUCUUCCUAUACUUUGAAACCAAAGUGUACACUGGUGGUAGCUAUUUGCAUGUCUUUAUUUAUUGAGGUGAAUUAUUCCCACUGGUAAAACCAAAACCAUUGUUUUCGCUUAUGGAUUUGAUCUUAAUAAGGAAUUGCUUGAA